AUGGCGUCGGCCACCCGCUUCAUCCAGGGGCUGCAGAACUGUGCAUCCAAGCAAGAUCCAGGGAAGCUGCAAAUGUGCUACUAGGAGAUCUCCAAGCAAACUCAGCCUCCUCCCAAGCUCCUGGUGGGCCCCAGCCACAAGCUCACCAACAACUACUACUGCACUCGCGACGGCCGCCGUGAAGCUGUCCCCCCCUCCGUCAUCAUGUCCUCACAGAAGGCACUGGUGUCAGGCAAUGCAGCAGAGAGCUCACACACAGCUGGGACUACCUCUGAGAAAAAGGGGGUGACACCGGCUCCACCCAUAAGGAGGUGGGAACUGUCCCAGGACCAGCCUCACCUGUGA
Molecule: messenger RNA, 345 nt
Organism: Choloepus didactylus (southern two-toed sloth)
Lineage: Eukaryota; Metazoa; Chordata; Mammalia; Pilosa; Megalonychidae
Product: NADH dehydrogenase [ubiquinone] 1 alpha subcomplex subunit 7-like
Biological process (GO): ATP synthesis coupled electron transport; mitochondrial electron transport, NADH to ubiquinone
Cellular component (GO): mitochondrial inner membrane
Source: RefSeq, a predicted model, not a curated record